Messenger RNA from Drosophila subpulchrella, 836 nucleotides. RefSeq names its product accessory gland protein Acp29AB-like. Bases 7 to 777 code for a protein of 256 amino acids. NCBI's taxonomy places the organism in Eukaryota, Metazoa, Arthropoda, Insecta, Diptera, Drosophilidae. Gene Ontology annotation, molecular function: signaling receptor activity. The transcript has a single exon. The record is from RefSeq and is a predicted model, not a curated record.
GUCGAUAUGUUGAAGUUCGGGAAAUAUUUUUGGAUCGCAUUUCUUGUAAGCAAUCUCUAUGGCGAAUCCAUGUCAAAGGAUACUUGUUCCUUUUGUGUACUAAAGGAUGCACCAAGUCAGUGUGCUACAUUUUGCCUUUCGGCACUGCAUCCGUUGUUUGAUCACAAUACUAAGUAUCAGCACAAGAUGAACAAUCUUGCUGACACUCUGUCUAACAGCAACGCGAAAUUGGACAAGAUCGAAGGUCAAAUGCAGUCCCUACAGAACUCUGUGGAAACACUAAAAACAUCUAUGGAGGAAAUAUUACACAAGAUUAACAAUCACACCUGUGACUCACGGCUAGAGGAAAACCAAUUAACUGACAGUCACAAAACUGUUUCCGGAACCAAUGAUAAAAUCAUUUUGCCGGUCUUCAAGCAAAUCGGGUCGAGAUCCUUCUAUAUCGAGAGAAGAGUUACACAAGAUUGGACCACUGCUGAAAAGACUUGCCGUCAAAAGGGAGGUCACCUUGCAUCAAUAAAAAAUGAAGAAGAGUUUACUGCCAUCACCGGGAAACUGGAUCAAUCUUGGUACUGGAUAGGCAUAAACGAUCGGGAAAAAGAGGGCGAGUACGUAUCUGUAGCAUCCGGAAAACCAGCACCAUUUCUAAAAUGGGGUUGGUUCAGAUACAGCAACGGAAACGUUAGGGACUGCGUAAGGUUGUCCAAAAACGGACUUUUGGAUUCUUUUUGUAACGAAACUUAUUUUUUCAUUUGCCAGCAAGACAAUGAAAUAUAGUUACAAACUAAAAAUACAUUUGUUCUGCCAUAAUUUUCUGGAAUAUUUUUUAAACAUAU